Solenopsis invicta (red fire ant) is the source of this 7445-nucleotide messenger RNA. RefSeq names its product major facilitator superfamily domain-containing protein 6 (gene jef). NCBI's taxonomy places the organism in Eukaryota, Metazoa, Arthropoda, Insecta, Hymenoptera, Formicidae. Gene Ontology annotation, cellular component: membrane. The transcript is spliced from 11 exons. The record is from RefSeq and is a predicted model, not a curated record. The coding region runs from base 684 to 3527 and encodes 947 amino acids.
UGAAUUUCACAUAGUCUCGAUAGAAUUUUAAUUUUUACUUAGCUAUGACGGUUGUGUAUCAGAGAGUUGCAACGACGACGAUGAUUUUUCUUAACAUUUUCGCCAAGUAAAGAUUAGUUAGAGUUGAUCUUUAAAAGUUAAGUGAGUUUCGUCUAAUUCGUGUGAAAGUUUGAUCUAUGAUAAAUCCAAUCGGAUAAACUCUGAUAGCCGUUCCGUCGCUCUAUUCUUCGAAGAGAGGAGAGAAAAGGAUGACAGAUUGUAGAACAACGAAACUGGAGGAAGAGCAAAAAUAGUAUCCGCCGAAAGACUGACUACGUCGAUAUGGCAUUGAGACAAUAUCGCGUUGGGCAGGGGUAGCAAGAGGAUAAAAGUUAGGCGGCGCCGGCGCAGUAGCAUGUUUAUUGAUUUUGGAAGUAAAGCUGCCCCAUACAGCCCCGACAUCGAUUCGACCGCGAAGGAGAACCGAGAACCGAGAACCGAGAACCGAGCACCGGUUUGACAGGUUCGAUAUAAUCGGAGAGUCCAGUCCGCGGAGGCUCGACGGUGAACCCAAAGGAGUGGAACGGGUGAACGGGUGGUCUGUCGCGGUGCGCGAAUGUAACGGGGGGUGCGCGUUCCAUCCAUCCGGUGGCUGGGAAAAUACGAACCGUCGGACGAAGGCGAGCUCGUAGCUCGUAACAAUCAUGCAGAACUAUGGACACGAGGAUUACGACUACGGUAUGUCGAACGACGGCCAACCACCGUCGGGCAGAACCCUCCCCCAGAUGCCAUCCGCCAGGCCGCUGGUGGACCCGCAGGCCGAGGGUGAGGUCGAUCCCACCAUGUACCCCCAGCCGAAGGAGGCCACGCACAAGAUUCGCGGUAAGAGCGACAUCCUGGAGUACCUCUUCGGCACCGUUGACCAAGAGCUCCUCACCGUGAAGACCUUCUACUUUUUCUUCUACUCGGCCUUCGGUUCCCUCUUCCCGCUUAUGGGGGUAUACUUCAAGCAGAUGGGCAUGAACGCGGCUCAGUGCGGCCUUCUCAUCGGUCUGAGGCCGUUCAUCGAGUUCCUGAGCGCUCCCUUCUGGGGCUCUUUGGCCGACAGAUGGCAAAAGGGUAAACUUAUUCUAUUGGCUUCCCUUUCUUGCUGGAUCAUCUUCACUCUGCCAUUGGGUUUCAUUCAGCCUCCGCCCACCUCUUGCAUGGGCAAAAAUGAAUCGAACGACAGAAUAUCGACGUAUCUGGUGGCAUCUAACAGGGAGCUGAGAAUUGUAAAAAGAUCGACCAAACUGGAGGAGCUAUAUUACCCCGAGAAUAAAGAAGAAUAUCUGGAGGUCGCGUCCAAUGUUGUCUUCGAAAGAUUACGACGAAGUACGGACGAUAACGAGAUAUUUGAUUAUAUGAAGAAACCAAAACCAAAAGAAUUUAGUACAUUCGGAUCUUACGACAUUGAGAGGAAUGAUGUUACAGAUUUCGAUAACAUCGCAUACGACUUGAGAAACAACAGAGUCAGGAGACAAACAUCCGUCACGGAUAAGGGCGAUGUCGGAGAACUUAAAUACAAGUUGUUAUCCGAAAGCGACGAUGCGGAUGCGAGAGGGAUCGACCUGGAAGCGUUGCAGGAGAAAAAUCGUCCAGCCGACGUGUUGGAGUAUAAACGCUUCAUGAAGAAUGAACCGGUAACCGAUCAAACAGUCCCGAAGAAGGCUUACGUUCGUCCCAAAACGCGCGUGAAGCCACCACCGGAAAAGAUAAUGGUAAAACGAGACACGGAGAAGAAGCAAACGUUCUCGUACGAGGAUGAUAUGAUCAAAAUUAAUGACAGUGAGGAGGAAAACGAAAGAAAUAUGGAUAUGCCAUUGGUGAGGAGUCGCAGGAGCACAAGACUGUUUCAGAGUCCUUUCGACUCAGAUCGGUUAUCACCUAUGCCAGUUAAAACCGCCAUGAAUUAUAACGAGAAAGAGCACUCGGAUUGGGUGAAGCCACUUUUCAGUUCUAUAGUCUACAGAUUAGGGGAUAUUCAAAAAACAUUCUUCCUCUUGCUAUUAUUGGUAGUAGUCGGUGAAUUUUUUUCGGCGCCUGCCAUAACAUUAGCCGAUUCAGCCGUUAUUACUUUACUCGGUGAAGACGCCGAUAGAUAUGGUCAUCAACGCAUGUUUGGAAGUCUCGGAUGGGGCUUGGCUAUGUUCUUCGUUGGAAUCGCUCUCGAUCACAGUACCGCGUUUCCGGAUCAUCCUUGUAAACCUGACGAGAGAGAGAAAAAUUACACAAUUUGUUUCGCAAUAUUCAGCGUUUUGAUGGGCGCCGCGUUGAUAACAGCGACGCAAAUUAAUUUCAAAUAUGAUGUUGCUCCCGCUGAGCCGGAGGUGGUGAAACCUCCGACUGAGCCAACGCGGGAAGAGCAACUUCAAAGUCAGUUAUCCCAGCAGCUUAAUCUGCCUGGGCUUCAGGAUUCUUCCGCUCCCGAUCCUAAGCCUCCUCCACCUCCCGAGGGGAAGACCAAAAUGUUCGCUCAAACGAUGAAAGAAAUACCGGAAUGGGUGACGGUGCUGAAGCAAUUCAAGAAUGUAAAAUGCGCGUCGUUUCUCUUCGUCGCAUGGUUUAUGGGAUUUGGCAUUGGAUUGAUUUUCACCUUUCUAUUUUGGCACCUUCAGGAUUAUGGCGGCUCGCCGACUCUCUUCGGCGUUGCAUCCGUAAUCAAUCAUAUUUCUGAGAUCUUCGCGUAUUUCUUCAGCUUCAAACUUAUCCGACAAAUGGGGCAUGUUAAGGUGCUGUGUCUGGGUCUAGGCGGAAAUGUUCUCCGAUUCCUCUACAUAUCUUGGCUAAAAAAUCCAUGGUGGGUGUUGCCCUUCGAAUUCAUUCAGGGUAUUACGCAUGCGGCAGUAUGGGCGGCAUGCUGCAGUUAUAUCGCUCACAAUACACCGCCGCAAUUGCGUUCGAGUGCGCAAGGUGUUCUUCAAGGACUUCAUCAUGGACUUGGAAGAGGUUGCGGUGCAGUAAUCGGUGGCAUGUUCGUUGCAGCUUAUGGUACGACCAAUGUUUUCCGAACGUACGGUCUUAUCUGCAUUAUCGUCCUGGCGGUCUUCGUGUUCAUCAAUUUCUACAGAAAAGAUACCGGCUUUGUAUCCGAAUUACCGCAGACGGAAGAUCCGCAUCAAGUAGCCGAGGCUACCCAUUUGGCACCACACGGUGUACCAAGCAACGCUAUACCGCGAGCUCUUAGCUCCACUCGCUUGCAUGAACUGGCUAAUCAGGAUGCAGGCUACGGGGCGACUUAUCAGACUGCUGGUGGAAAUCUCGCGGUACCCGGUGCUAACGGAGGCCCAGGCAAUCCAACGAAUCCAUUUUUGAAUGGCGGAGGUGGCGGCGAAGGUGGAUAUAAUUACGGUAUGACUGGCAAAGGAGAGGACGAGUAUAUUCGUAGGAGCUUCCAGAUCUACAGUGAAGUGGUGGGUAGGGAAUUCGAUGUCGUAAAACCGACUAUCCAACUACACGCCCAACAACCAUGCACCAAUCCCUUUCAUCAACACGACUACGACUGGUAACGACUCUCGAUCUGUCGCGCGAUCGUCCGCCGAUUUCCCCCCACGACUACGACGUACUGAAAUGUGAACGCUUGAGAAGACAUUACUGAACAAAUAGUAAUGUAAAUAUAAAUACAGAUAGAUAUGUGCGUAUAUAGGAGUCCCCACGUGCAAAGCACAUACAAUACGUUCGUAAGAUUAAUGAACUUUACAACACUCUCCACAAAUAAUUGUAUUUAAACUUGAGAACUCAUUAACUUGGAGUCAAUUUUCCUCCAGUACGUAGGUUGUUCGUUAUAAGAAUUUCAAUAUUUUAACGAUCGAAUAUUAAUGGCGAUCUUUUUAAUCGUUAACGUUGCGGGCUGCAAAAAAAUUGUCUUCGAAUUUGACCAAAGGAUAUUAUCGUUCAGAAUUGAUGCGCUUUCCUGAAUAUGUAUGUGCAGGUGUUGCAUGUGGAGACGCAAUACGCAUACGUGCAUGCGUGUGUGCGCGCAUGUGGAUAUGUGGUGAUCGCCUUUACGCCGACGUCGUACGGUAUAUAUCGAAAUGUACGAUGUGAUAAAUUAUCUCCAAACGAGUGGAAGAGAAAAAGUGAACCAAAACGCUCUUCUAAUGCCCUUCCCCUCUCCCCUCCCAUUUCCAGUCUGCAAAUUUUAUGACAGCCUUAUCGCCGUCUCUCCCUCCUGCCCUUUUAACUUGUUUAUCCUACAAUCCUGUUUUUUCUCAGUAUAUUGUUUGCUGCUUCCUACUGACUCUCUGUAAACGGAUGUUCACGAGUCUAGGGUAUCAGGGAAUUAGUGGUAAGACUAAUUCAAUUAAUCGAAAGUGCCUAUCGAAAGUUUCCUGAUGCCCUGUGCAUUACUUCUGUUUUUGCCUCUGAUGUUUUUAUUCUUUUACCUUCCCGUACGUAUAAUUAAGAAGGAAAAGUAAUCCAGAGUCUCGAACAAAUCGAGUCGAAUUUAUUAGACGUUUUGGAUGUAAGAUCACGCUGAGAGUCGCUAAGCGACUUUCUAUUAUUCGCGCGAAUAUUUAUUUCUUAAAUAACCCCUCCCAGAAUAUCGUUCCAUAUAUAAUAAUAAUUCUAAAAAUGCUCUAUAUGAGAAAUGUUAUAAAUAGACGUUUUAGUGCGUUGUUAAUUUUGUUAGAUCUCUAUUACGUUUGAGUCCUUGAAAUUAGCGAUUUUUUUUUAAUUCAUCAAUUGUUUAGUCGCAUUAUACGCAAAUGCAAUAGAGCCAAAUUGCAUUUACGCUUGAUGGGAUCAAUUGAUGAAUUAAAAAAGCUUGCUUUUUCUUAGAACUGGAUAAUUGAUUCUUGUUUAGGCUGCAUUUUUUAAUGACGUUUGUACGAAAAACAGAAGCGAGUCAAAGUAUCUUUACAAAAUAAUUAUAUACAUUUAUAUUACGUUGUAAUUGUUUACCAUAAUUGUUUUAUCAUGAAAUAGAUUUAUAAAUACCAGUUAUAGAUUUAUAAAUUAUGUUUCAUAAAAAAACAUUCAAGUAGCAAUUGGUGUAUGCACCACAAGAUAGCUAUAUCGCACUCACUUUUGAAAAAGUCAUUCAAGUGCACCUAAAACGGUGAUAGUCGUUAAGAAAAUGUAACACACGAUUUAACGAAUCGUAAGAUUUCAUCUAGACGAAUCGCAUCUAAAUCGGCAGACAAGAGAGAGAAAGAGAUAGAAAGAAAAACCAAAUAGAAAAUUAAUAUAUAAAAACCUGGGAGGCCUGUAAGGUUUGAUAUAAGUAUUGUAAUAGAAUCCAUCGAUCUCAUCGGUAAUUUAAAAAAGAAUGUGUACGAAUUAAAUUAAAGAAACAGUCUGUGUCACUUGUAAAUACUCUACACGUUCCUAGAUAUAGACUCUACUGUUCACACUUGUUUUCCGUUUUCAAACAGAUUGUUGAUCGUUAUUUAUUAUUCACGUUAUGACUAUCCACAUUAACUUCUUAGGAUCUAUUAAAUGAACUCUAUUAAAUACUUUUAUUGUAUGUAUAUGUUGUGACAAUUGUAUAAUACUGUUGAAGAAGGGAAACGAAAAAAUUAGUAGUAAAAAAAAAAAUAUAUAUAUAUAUAUAUACAUAUAAAAAGAUUGUAGCAGCACGAUUUUAUCGGAAAUAUUCCAAACGAGAAUCGCCUUUUUUCUCACGCGCGCUUCUACCAGAAAAUUCGCUCCCACUCGAGACACAAGACAAAUAGAAAUAUGCAAUGUAUCUCUACUCCUUUAAUUUAAAUAUUGUGAGAAUAACUUUGCGAAAGAAUUAUAUACGUAUAUUGUGUACGCAGUAUUUCAUAAACCGUACGUUAACCGAUGAUAAGGUUCCAAUUAACAAAAAGUCAUUGACAAUUUUACAACGAUCAUUUCUGAUCUUUGAACCUUGCCAUUCUAUUGAGGGAUGAUUUGUCUCCUUUUUGACGGAUAAAGUAUGAUUUAUGAAAUACCGUAGAAAUGUAUAAUGCCAUAAGUGACAUUUCUUGUAUCGGUCACAAACACACACAUCGAUGUUUUGUGGAUAACCAGAUUAUACAAAGACUGAAAUAAUAAACUGUCUUACGCACGUAGAGACCGAUUCAUGAUGGCACUUUGGACACGCGUGUCUACGUAUUUGUAUUAUAAAUUAUAUAUAGUCCCAACUACAUAUAUAUAAUGUAAUGUACGACAUUGUAAGGUGAAUAUCCGAUUGUGUACCUAUCGUGUAUUAUGUAUGUUCGCAGGGACGUUACGCUAAUUAGAUUCAUAUCAUGAAGAUAAAAUCGAAGUACAGGUAUCCCUAAACUUACAACUAACACGACUAAAUUUUAGAUCUUAUGAUCGGCAUGUUAUUAAUUUAAAAAAAUUAGUAAAUUGUAACGAAGCUAAUGAAGCAUUCAUUAAUCAUUAAUCUAAAAUAUUAAUAUUAAUUUUAUAAUAUUAAGAGUUAUCUUAAAAAUGUUGAUUUUCAAUAUUGUUUUUCAAUCACUUGUUGAAGUUAAUCUAUGUUUAAGUUAAAUAUUAAUUUUUUAAUACCAAAUAUAUUAAGAAUUAUAAUCUUUGAAAAAAGUUUUGUUAUUUCUUAAACAGAGGUUUAUACAAUCGUUCUUAAUAAUAAAGUUAUUAUCUUGCAUAAAUAUUUUAUUUGUAUAAAAUAUAAGCUAUAUUCGAUUUGCGAUUAAUUUCUGAUCGAAAUUUCGGGACGUAACCGCAUCAUAAAUAAGGGGAUACUUGUAUUAAUCUGCUCUUAUACUUCUGGAUAUCUUAUGGGGUUGCUAGAUUAUAUUACGCAUGUUAAAACGAUCCUUCACGACGUAUUGAUUUCAUAUGUUUAAAACACGUUACGUUGUUGAUAGUUGAAUCAUGUUAGUAUCUCGAUUAGACUUUUGACUGGAUCAAUUUCCGUUGGAAUAGACCGUAACUUAUAUUAAGUUGCGAUGUAACAUAAUUUCGCGAGCGAUCUCUUUGAAUACAUCGGAUUGUUGUAGGUAUUUAGAUGUGUAUUUGUUAAGUACGCUUCAAACUUAACAUUUUUUUCGAAGAUCGAAGUAUAUCAAUUUUUACCCUACUUCAUCCAAAGAUAUAAAACGAUGCUGCCAUCACGGCGACGUAAAUCAUAAUAUACAUAGCGCACUAAACUAGAUCUUCAACACACCUCUAACCGAACUUAGUUUAAUGUCAUCGUAGGAAUCGUACACCGUGUGUAUAAGAGAAACAGAAAUAUGUAUAAAAAAAACCUGUAAGUAUUGUAUUGUAUAUCACGACAUCUAUAUAUCAUCGUGUUCCUGAGACAAAAUAUGCUGGGCCUUUUCUUGACAAGGUAAACAAAAAAAAGACAAAUUUUCGAAAAAAUGGUGCACGCAAGAAAAAUGCGUUAAGAUUUAUAUGUAUAACGACAUAUCAUGAAACAUCGUGCGAUAGACUUAGUGUAGCAAUCAUGUGUUUAUGAUUAAGAACAAUUUCACUUGCACUUAAAA